AUGGACAUUGUCUACGAUAUGCCUGGGGUUUCGAAGUCUGGGUUUAAUAGCCUGCGACCGCUAUGUAAAGCAGCGUAUAAAGGAUUCCUACUGGCUUUUAUUAUCGGAGUUUUAGUGGCCGGAACGGAUGCCCUGAACUGCUACGCUUGCACGAGCGUAACCGAUGCGAACUGCGCAGACACCUUCAAGGCUGACGGCAUUGCCACAAGCUCUGAUGGCUGCACAGCUUGUCAGAAAGUCAAAUUUGAUAAUCUCGUUACAAGAGGAUGCGGAGUUGGCUCAGAGGGUUGCACAGAGAACGAGAUUCUUGGCGUUAAGACUACAACGUGCACAUGCUCAUCGGACCUCUGCAACGCUGCCUACCACGUGACCGUUUCCCUGGCGAUGAUCUUGUUCGGAAUUCUUGCUACGCUACUUCAGAGCAUCUUAUAAAACUGAUCGUUCAUAUAAUUAAAUUAACAGUAAUUUGUGGAACUCAACAAAAACCAAAAAUUGAAAACUAACAAUUUCAUUUUUUAAAUCUUAACAUUUCUUAUAAGCUGUGACAAGAUAUUAUUGUAUGAGCUAAUCUCGUAAAACAAAUGUGAUUUAAACGUGUGUGUUUUAUCCUGAAAUAAUACAUUUAUAUAUCUGAUUUACACAACAAAUAAAACACGUAUAGCCUG
Dreissena polymorpha is the source of this 665-nucleotide messenger RNA. RefSeq lists its product as uncharacterized. Lineage: Eukaryota; Metazoa; Mollusca; Bivalvia; Myida; Dreissenidae. The transcript has 3 exons. Gene Ontology annotation, biological process: positive regulation of voltage-gated potassium channel activity; sleep; regulation of synaptic transmission, cholinergic. The record is from RefSeq and is a predicted model, not a curated record. The coding region runs from base 1 to 432 and encodes 143 amino acids.